AUGCACAAUGCCAUCCCAACUGCUGCUACUUUACAUCACAGAAAAGUACUUGACUCGGCUGCAUGUUCCAUGUGCUCUAAUGCUUGGGAAUCCAUAGGGCAUGCUCUAUUCACUUGCUCACAUGCCAAAUCGACAUGGAAACACUUGGGUUUCUCUAUGGACUUCAGGAAAGCACAAAUCAUGCAUGAUGGUGAUUUUAUUUUUCACCUCUCCACUAUACACUCACAACCAGAUUUUGAGCUUAUCAUUUGCACUAUGUGGGCAAUAUGGUCGCAUCGAAAUAAAGUGCUACAUGGAGGAGUUUUUAAAGAAGGGCAGAUUACAGCAAGAUUUGCCAAAGACUACCUAGGGAAGUAUCAUGCUUCUACAACGCAAGCCCAUACAACACCAGCUGUAACAAGUGUUUCACCUACUGCUGCACACACCAGUAAAAAACCAGCAAGCAGAGACACUCCAUGGCAGCCCCCUCCUGCAUCAGGCUUGAAGCUGAAUGUUGAUGCAGCCGUCAAUGCUACCUCGAAAACCUUGGGAGUAGGUGCCAUUGUACGGGAUCAUAAAGGCCUUGUUGUUGCUGCCAUCUCAAAGCCUGUCCAAGGGUGCUUCCGUUCCGAUGAAAUGGAAGCUAAAGCUCUAUUUCAUAGUCUCAAUUGGGCAAUCCAGCAGCAGCUACAAGUCACACAUAUUGAGACCGAUGCGCUAAGAGUCUUUAAUGCUUUAAUUCAUACAUCUACAGAUUUAUCUUGUUUUUCAGAUUUAAUAAUAGAUGUUCGUUGUCUUUUGUCCUUUUUCCCUGAAGCUACUAUUUCUCAUGCGAUGAGAAAUGCUAAUCAUGCCGCUCAUGGUUUAGCAAAGCAUGCUUUAGAGUUGGACCAAGACAUUUGUUGGGUAGGAGAAAUUCCCUAUCCCAUUUUCACUACUGUUGUAAAUGAUUGUUAA
Messenger RNA from Cannabis sativa, 936 nucleotides. RefSeq lists its product as uncharacterized. The transcript has a single exon. The record is from RefSeq and is a predicted model, not a curated record. NCBI's taxonomy places the organism in Eukaryota, Viridiplantae, Streptophyta, Magnoliopsida, Rosales, Cannabaceae. Gene Ontology annotation, molecular function: nucleic acid binding; RNA-DNA hybrid ribonuclease activity. The coding region runs from base 1 to 936 and encodes 311 amino acids.